AGGUUGCCGAGUGGUGGGGAGGUGACGGCAACCGCCUUCCUAUUUCCGCCGGGCCGGUAUCGCUGCGGGGUGUGUGCCAGCAGAGAGGCGCUCGGUCCUCCUUCCGCCCGCCCGCCCGCGCCGGGGGCCGGCCCUGUCUCUCCGGCGCCUUUUUCCCCCGCACCGCGGCGCCGCUCCGCCACUCGGGCACCGCAGGUAGGGCAGGAGGCUGGAGCGCCUGCUGCCCGCCCGCCCGCCCGUAAAAUGGUCACCUCGGCUGGACACCUCGCCCUCUUGGCGCUGGGCAUCGUGUUGACCAUGUGCCAAGCCCUGGAGAACAGCACGUCCCCCCUGAGUGCAGACCCGCCCAUGGCUGCAGCAGUGGUGUCACAUUUUAAUGACUGCCCAGAUUCCCACACUCAGUUCUGUUUCCAUGGAACCUGCAGGUUUUUGGUGCAGGAGGACAAACCAGCAUGUGUUUGCCAUUCUGGGUACGUGGGUGCACGUUGUGAGCACGCAGAUCUCCUGGCUGUGGUCGCCGCCAGCCAGAAGAAGCAAGCCAUCACCGCCUUGGUGGUGGUCUCCAUCGUGGCCCUGGCUGUCCUCAUCAUCUCAUGUGUGCUGAUACACUGCUGCCAGGUCCGAAAACACUGUGAGUGGUGCCGGGCCCUCGUCUGCCGGCACGAGAAGCCCAGCGCCCUCCUGAAGGGAAGGACCGCUUGCUGCCACUCAGAAACAGUGGUUUGAAGAGCCCAGAGGAAGAGUUCGGCCGGGGGGACUAUGUGGCAGCCCUGUGAAGAAAGAACUUCUUCAGGACAGGACUGCCAGAGGUGCCUGGAUGUGCUGGCAGACCUUUCCUCCUUUGCCUGUGAUCACUCAUGCAGCCUUUUUGUCUUCUGUGGGUCUUCAAAACUCUGUCUGCUUGGGGUUAUUUGGUGCGACCUAGAGAAGAAAUCAGUGGGCCACAAUUUAAAGACUAGUAAAAAAAAGACCUGCAAAGAGGUGGACUUCUGUUUCUCUAGACGAGGUGUGUACAUCAGUCAGUGUCUGAGUCCAGGUGUGUGCAAUUGUCUUUGCCAGGCAUGGAUUCCGGGCUAUAUUUCUUUUUCUUGGGGCACCUCCCCACAACAGAAUCCUGCCCAACAUGGGAGAUUUCUGUAGUUACAGUUUUCUCUCACCCGCUUAUUGGUGAAGAAAGUAGAGAAGGGAAAACUACUUAUUGUUACAUGAACUUUAAAAGGAGCCAUGUCCUCUGGCAGCAAGACCAUCAGCCAACCCAACAUCUUCCAUGGACACAUGAUGUUGAAGACCAUCCCAUGCUGUCACCACCCUCAGAGAUAAUUUCUUAUUUAUUAGACUGAUAAUGGUUUUAUUUUUAAUCUCUUAAGUCGAUGUAAAAAGCAUAAAACCCUCACACUUCUACAUUAAUGAUGUAUGUGUUGCUGUAUUGAUUACCAACUCUGGCCUCUUUGACACAGAUCAGGCUUGGGGAAAGCCUUCCGGGGGGGGGGUGUGGAGAUGGAUGAGUUGCUCAUAGGAACAAAGAUUGGGGUUCAGCGGUCAUGCCAUUUGAGACACAAAGUAGGUAAAUUCCCUGAUACAUUCUGGUAGAAAAGUUAGCAAAAGCAAUAGCAGGGAUCUGCCCCCUCUGUUUGCAGGAGAGAAGAAAGGAAUGAAUGCCUGUGUGUGUCUGCACAGUAUAAACACGAUUCAUGCUAUCCUGCUCAGUGGUUAAAUGGAUUCCAUGGAUUCACUUCCUCGUGAGCCCCCUAAGAGGAUAUUUAGAAAUAGGGCAUUAGCAGGGAGCCGUGGGCAUUUCAGGCCAAGGCCAUUAAAGAAGGAUCAGUCACUCAUUUUCCAUUUUGUUGCUUGGUUGGCUUCUUGCUUUAUUUUUAAAAGGAGAAAUGUAACUUUCCUAUUUAUUUUCAAACAUUAAAUAUUCCAGUGAUUUUUUUCUUUUCCAUUCAUGAUGCUCGUUUUAUUAACAAAAACUCAUUUGACAAGCCAUCUCCACCAUGUUGGUCUUGCUUUCCCCUCCAGAGAAAAAACUGUUCUCCUGAGCAUCUGGGUCUGGUCUGACCCCUUGGGGCUGUGGGAAGCAGUGGAUUAUGUCAAAUAAAAUGGGGAGUGCGUCUUUAGGGGUUUUCAUUAAAACUUGGAAACAGAAUAACAAUGAAAUAAUGUAUAAACUCUUUGUGUGAGGAAACUCUUUAUUCACUAAUACUUGAAAAGUGAAAGCUUUCCUUCUGUUAACCCUACUAGCUUAUCACAUCGUGAAAAAGGCAUUUAAAAUAUAUCAAGUUGGCUUAAAAUUUCUCUCAGAAAAUUUUGUCCUCUGCCUAAUCUUCCCUGGUCUGGAAGAACCAUUUUCAUGCAUUUUCUCUUUAUUUUUUAUAACUGAGACAAGGAUAUGACCCGUGUCUGACUUAAUGAUGAGUCUGACUUAAUGAUGCCACCUGCAACACUACGUGCAGAAAUCAGAUCUGUUCAGAGCUGGCUCUCUAGCAAUGUCAGUUAUAAGCCCCAGGUUUAUUAUUAAACAAAAUAGGUGUGAGUUUCCAUUCCUUGUGCUAGUCUUAUAGCAAUAGAUAAUGUGGACUAAAGCUUGACUGGAGCGUCCUGCUCACAGACCAGUCGGUUGACACUGGUUCUUAGACCCCAUCAGCAAUUGGCUUUCAAGAGACUUUGCAGGAGGUAUGAGAAGAUGAGGACGGGAAGAACUUCGGAGAACUUCCAGUUCUUGGAUCUAGCAAGUUGCCACUGCUGGUGCCCUUCCCCGUGCCUGUACACCCAUGCAGCCAAUGGGCUCAAACACAUGCCUCCCUAGAAGUGCCUUCCAGAUCAGUCCUUUAUAAACAGCAGGUCUGAAAAGGGUUGAAAGCAGUGGUGGGUCCAGGCAGGCCUGGUUGGACCAUUGUCCACACCCCAGGGUAGGAUAGCCUUGCUCUCUGGUGAUUUCUUCCUCAAAAAUCACAUGAGUGGCAGACAUUGGCUUCCUCUGCCAUCUCAGGGCAGUGGUCAUUGUUUGGCUAACUGUAAAAUAUGUUCCCUUUUCAGGUUAAAAAUGCAUCUUCUAAUACACCUCUGCAUAUUUCCUGUGUUUCCUUGCCCUUUUUAAAGAUGUGUUCAUUACAAUUAGAGAAUCUUUCCAGAGGCUUGACCUGUAAGCAGCCACAUCCCUGGCAAUAGGGAACAUAGCUGUUUCCAACAGCUCUGCAGACGAUGCAAAGCCCCCAUUUAAAAAAAUUAAUUUUUUAAAAGGUUUCCAAAUCUUUUGUGGAGCCUGGGUUCUCCUGCUACUCCACAGGCUCCAACUUCUUAAAGCAUAUUGGCCAGAAACAUUUUCUUCUACAUGGAAAGACAGAUAACAGCUAACUUUGAUAUAGGAGACAGGGCUCAGCUGGACACAUGUGGAAUGGAGCAGGGGAUUAAGUUUGCCAUUGUUUCCCAGCAGAAACAAUGGGCAGAAUAGCUCUAGAGUCCUUUUACCUGAGAAAGGAGAUGAAGGUGGGAUUGACACCACACACCCACAUUGGAGAGGGUAGAGAAUUUGUGGAUCUGAGGCUUCUUGAGGAUUGUGCUUUGCCAGGAUAGAAAACCACCUGAUUAUCUUCAGACCGGGUGUUUCAGGGCACAUUGGGCACCAGUUGUUUUUUCAUGCAACUUGGCAGAGAGGGACCAAGGAGAUAACUCUGCUCAGUUAGAUAACACUGCUCAGGAGAAACCCCUCCCCCCCAGUCCCUUAGUAGGCUCUUGACUUUGAUCUCUCCCAACCUGCCCAGCUCAGGAGGGUGGAAUGGUUCAAAAGCCUAGGACCAAGUGGACAUCACACAAAUAAGACAAAUGCAUGUUUUUAAUGUCCUAAAAUAAGACCUUUUCUUUCUAGCCAUUGAUUUUUCAGGCUUCUGAAAGAUCUAGUGGUACACACACACACACACGCAGAGGGCUGAAAAGCAACUCCUCUUCCUAACUUAAUAACUUACUGAAAUGUUCAACUUUUUAUUAUCUUUAUUGUAACAAACCUGAUGCUUUUUUUAGAACUCAUUACUCUGACUUCUGUAUAUGUUGCACUGAAAAAGUUAAUAUUUAAUGUUUUAAUUUAUUUUGUUUGGUAAGUUAAUUUUGAUUUCUGUAAUAUGUUAAUGUGAUUAGCGAUUCUUUUCCUUAUAUCUGAAUCAUAUUUAAAGAGUAGUGAGCAAUGUAAGAUGCAGUUGUUUUCAGUAAUGUGCAUUUUGUUAUUCAAUUGUACUGUACCUUGUUUGGAAGGAUGAAGGAAUGAAGUCUUUUUUUCCUAAA
Molecule: messenger RNA, 4275 nt
Organism: Nycticebus coucang (slow loris)
Lineage: Eukaryota; Metazoa; Chordata; Mammalia; Primates; Lorisidae
Gene: TGFA
Product: transforming growth factor alpha
Exons: 6
Coding region: 244-726 (160 amino acids)
Biological process (GO): positive regulation of mitotic nuclear division; positive regulation of cell population proliferation; epidermal growth factor receptor signaling pathway
Source: RefSeq, a predicted model, not a curated record